This is a messenger RNA of Prunus avium (sweet cherry), 870 nucleotides long. RefSeq lists its product as uncharacterized. NCBI's taxonomy places the organism in Eukaryota, Viridiplantae, Streptophyta, Magnoliopsida, Rosales, Rosaceae. The record is from RefSeq and is a predicted model, not a curated record.
GUUAGGUAAAUUUAGCUCAUCUCAUUUUGAAAUCCUGAGUCCGUCAUGUUCACUAUAAAUACCAUACCAUACCAAAGCUUGAGCUCUCACAAUCCUCCACACUCCCUCAAGUAACCCGCUAAACUGUGACGUUUCCUUAACACUUUAGGCGAAAGCAAAAGUAGAAGAUGAAGCUCUACUUUCUACUUCUUCUUCUUUUCUUUUAUUCUUCUUAGCUCCUCUUUGAUGGAUCCAGCCAUGGCUCAAGCUAAAUCAGGAGAUUGCUGUGACAAUUGCUCAAAGACGUGUGAAGUUCAAGAUCGAUGCAUCAAGUAUGAAGAGUGCAAGUGUCUGUCUUCUGGCACUUGUGGCAACAAGCAGUGCCCUUGCUACAAGGACAAGAAGGGAUAUUGCAGUGACGAGUGUUCAACGAGGUGUGCAGAAGCAGGAGUCCAAGAUCGAUGCAUCGAGUAUUGUGGGAUAUGCUCUGAAGAGUGCAAGUGUGUGCCUUACAGGAAUUAUGACAACAAGCAUGAAUGCCUUUGCAACAAGAACAAGAAGGGAUAUUGUAGUGACAAGUGCUCAACGAGGUGUGCAGUAGAAGAAGUUCAAGAUCGAUGCAUCAAGUACUGUGGAUAUGCUCUGUCUCAACAAGCAUGAAUGCCCUUGCAACAAGAACAAGAAGAACAAGAUGGAUUAAUAAUGUCUAUUGCCAAUAUCUAUACAUUAUUAAUUAUGUUAUUAUCUUGCUAGACUCACAAUCAUCUGGAUUAAUAAUGUCUAGUUUUGCCAAUAUCUUAUUUUUAUUCCAAUGUAAUUUUCAUAUGGAGAUCAAUUUUCAACAUAAAGCUGACCUAAAUAACCAUAUUCUAAUAAAAUUUCUGCAGUAAU